GAGGUUAUGUUUAUGUUUCUGAAACCGUGAAUUAUGCAUUGAUAAUGUGGUGUGUGUGUGGGGCGAAAAUAGGGCGAAAUAGUCUUGUAUAAUUAUUCUGAAACAUUAAUCCAAUUUCGACCUCCUUCAAAAUGUUAAGCAAACAUUAUUUCUCGAAGCUUAUUUCCCUAAAACAUGUGCCUUGCUCUCAACUCAGUGCGCCGACCUCCAGACUUCGGAGCACCACCAGCAGUGAGUACACAUCGACACCAAACUACCCACCAAUAUACUCUUUGGAACCCAAAGCAGUAACGAAGCGAGUAAUUGAGUCUGGUGCUGAAAAGUUGAAGAAAGUACCGACAGUUGAAGAGAAGCUCUUAGCUCUGAAUGUUCCACGCUAUUGGGGAUGGGACUCAGUGAUGGUGAAUGAAGGUAAUCUCCCGUAUGACUUUCUUCCCUUUGCACAACACAUCACCAGAACCAGAAUGAUUGAAGUGGAUAGCUUACCGGUCCCUCUACCAAGUGAAACAUUGCAACAAGUCAUGAAAACUGUUAAAGAUCAAUUGGAGAAAAUCAUCGCGUUUGAGCUGUGUCACAGAAAUCAUAAAUUUCUCUUGGUUGAAGACCCGUUAGAUUUGACGGAGAUGAGGUUGAACGAGCUUUAUGGCAAAACACUCAUCGAGCAAAUCAACCGAUGUAUCUUAUCAAAUUUUGCACCUCACGUACCUCAUCUUGUGGAUCUGUUGGUAGACUUUCAGCCACGGCAUGAAGCAUUUUGGUGCGUUGGAGGUUUCUAUCCCAGCGAAGAGGACAAGUGGUACCAGAGGUAUCUCAAUAAAUUCUGGGAGCGAUCAAAUGACAACCUAGAUGACCCAAUGGAUCGCUGGAUACAAUACAUUGGAUCCCCGGUCCUAGCUGUGCGUAGUCGAUUUCCUUUGGACCCAAUUGCUCCCUUCCCUGGACCCACCAUAGAGGAUACAGCAGUGAAACCAGUUGAAGAAGUUCCUCAUUCAGAGAAAGACGGAGAAAAAUCUAGCCAGAAACCAACUGAAAUAGCUGCAGGGGACAAAACUCCUACUGAGAGAACAUUUGAAAUUCCUUCAUACAAAUAUGAUCCACGAAUAACACAUGGCUUGGAAAUCAAACGGCAAUAUGGUCUCAAUAUUCCUGGAUUCUUUGCCAAUGACCGGCAUGAAUUCGGAUUUCUAUCUUACCACAGAAGGAACCACAUGCUAGGUAGACCACCUAACUUUGGUGUAGAGCAUGAUGAAGCACUUCAUGCCCAAGCAAUUUUGGCUUCUUACAGUUGGCUACUUGGUCAAGCAUGCUAUCAAGGGUUCUCAACCUACAAUGAUCCAACUUACCCCUUGACUGCUCAAACAGUUAUAACAGAUGGUCGUUUAUGGUCAUUUUAUGCGUACCAGCUAAACACUACUACCCUCUACCACGACCAUAUAGACACGAAUCCCCAUCAAAAUGUUUGCUAUGGACUUAAAACCACGGAAUUGUAUCAUUCAAUUGAGGAUGGAAAAGUGAAAGGCUGGAAUGAGAAAGCAUUGGAAACCUUAUUCUCUUUUUACCUUAACAAAUGCCGAGUACGCGAAGGCGUACAAAUGAAGCCAUAUUUGGACCCACAGACGCCUCUCGUCGAAUGUAUCGAAGAUGACGAGAAGCGAAACUGGUUGGAUAAACAUAAUAAGUAUUUCAUGCGACGUCCGCCCAAGCAUGGGUGGGUGCCACAAAUUUAUGAAUGGGAGAAGAUCUAUCGAAUUGAUAAUGAUACAAUGCCAAUGAGUGCAAGACACAAGUUCUACCAAAAAGGUGAAAACCCCAUGAAGGAUGAUACAUGGAUCAACCGCCAUGAACGCAAGUACAUACCCAAGCCACUCAGAAAAGAAGGCGCAUAUAGACAAAAGUACGAAAAAACUUUCUGGCCAGACGCUCUAGUUUAAUGUAGUUUUUUAGUUUUGUUAUUUUUCUAUGAAAUAAAUUUUUCCCAAAGUUCA
Molecule: messenger RNA, 1985 nt
Organism: Bemisia tabaci
Lineage: Eukaryota; Metazoa; Arthropoda; Insecta; Hemiptera; Aleyrodidae
Gene: mRpS30
Product: mitochondrial ribosomal protein S30
Biological process (GO): translation
Cellular component (GO): mitochondrial large ribosomal subunit; mitochondrion; ribosome
Molecular function (GO): structural constituent of ribosome
Source: RefSeq, a predicted model, not a curated record